This is a messenger RNA of Daldinia vernicosa, 905 nucleotides long. RefSeq lists its product as uncharacterized. Bases 151 to 642 code for a protein of 163 amino acids. The transcript has 2 exons. NCBI's taxonomy places the organism in Eukaryota, Fungi, Ascomycota, Sordariomycetes, Xylariales, Hypoxylaceae. The record is from RefSeq and is a predicted model, not a curated record.
GGUAGGUAUGCAUUUCCAUAAGACGCAACGGAUUAACUAGAGUUCCACCGUAGGGCAAUAUCAAUUGCUACCCUCGGGAAAUCAGCAUCGUAGCAGGUAAAUGUAUACCAAUUUCUAAUUCAAUUUAUUCCUUCAAUCGAACGGGACGUAAUGUUGCGGCACUCGGUAUCUCAAGUCUUCGGCUUAAAGCACCCUGCUUUAUCCCCACGUGAGAAUGACGACAUAGGACAACAACCUCGGCCGCCCAACGUAAGAACAAAUCAGUUAUCGACUCAAGUACCACCUCAUGAACCCGACAAUAUAUGCCCAAAUGCCUUAUCUCUAAACUCACCAUCUCAAUCGUCGUACUCUCAAGAGCCGAUUUCAAUGCCGAUGCCGACUCCGGUUCCGGUCCCGGCGGUUCAGCCGUUACCACUUCCUGAUCACAUGCCACAAGGUAUCUCAGCACCGACACUAUACCCUUCGACUCUUACGACUAGGAAAAUGGACGCUUCGAGUCUGCAUCCUGUUUUCUUCAGCGAGAGAUUACAGAGGUCGCCAUUCGUAUUUGACGCGGCGGAAGUAACUAGCCCCGUUGCGCAUGGAUACGCCUAUCCGGAAACACAGCGGGGAGCCGAUGGAUCUAUUUCUUCUAGGUUAUAAGAGAUGCUUUCCAUGGGUAGAUGGGUAGGGGCGGGCGUCGGUAACCAAUGUUUUGGCUAAUAUAAGUGGCUGAGUACUCUUAACAAUCUUUAAGCUUGUCAAAAGGAACUAUUCUUAUUAUAUUAUAAGACGCAAUCUGCUUGCUGCAGACUUGGCUAUAUUCACAGAAGCUAAAAGCUCACUUGCAGCUGCUUGAACCAUUAUGCUUGUUAAACCUGCUUGUUAAAGAUACAGAGUUGUAUGUACAUAGCUACAAACGAGAA